Molecule: messenger RNA, 3075 nt
Organism: Ceutorhynchus assimilis (cabbage seed weevil)
Lineage: Eukaryota; Metazoa; Arthropoda; Insecta; Coleoptera; Curculionidae
Source: the annotation of a GenBank genome assembly
GCAUUAUGACACUUGACAAUUAAAUAGGUAUUUAAAAAUGGCGGUUUGCAUGUAAAUUGUAAAUAAAAAAAAUUAUAGGAAAAAAAAAAAAUAGAACUCAAACAAAAUAGUCAAAAUUAAAUGGAAAUUACCUAAAAAGAAAACUAGACACACAUUUGAGUGGGGAUUUCCUAAUCGCCUGUAAGUAAUAGAAUCACAAAAUCUAGAGCAAGAAGCAAUAUAAAACACAUCAAUUUUUAAAUACAAAUCAAAGGCUAGAAUUAAAAAGUGAAACUUUUAAAUUAUCAUUAAAAAAUGGAAUCGUCAAAUAACGAUAAUCUCGAGGACCAAAACGAAAAAGGCGUAGACGAAACGAAAAAGAUUGAUUUAAACCGAACUUUACCUUUAACAGAAAAUGCAACGAAUUCCCACCCUUUAAUGUAUUCACCUGGUUCUGCAAUGUCCCCAGAUUUUCCAGACUUGAUUCCUCAACAGGCAAAAAACAAGUACAAAGAAAUCAAAUUUAAUCCUCAAGCUCACAGUACAGCUUUAGAGAAUAGCACCGACUCUUGCGAUUCAUUUGAAAGGCAACUCAAUCAACCUAUAUUGGAAUAUGAAGAAAAGUUACCUGAUUUUCCCAAAAGUCCUUCAGCUCUCAAAAAACUUCUAAUGUAUGAUCUACCUGGUGAAACUUCUCACGAGCCCACUAGUGAUACUGAAAAUGAUAAAUCUAUUUAUGAAGCUCAUCUAAGUUCAAAUUUACAAAAUGUCUCUCUAACAAUGAAUGAAAAAGAAGGCAAUUUGAAUUUCCUCUCUCAUAAUAAACGAAGCAAUAAACUAAGACGUAUUAGGGUAUUACCUAAAGAAGACCAAAAAAGUGAUGUCUCAUCUUUGGACAGUGAUUCAGAUGAGAGCCUUAAAUCGGAUAUUUUUGAAGAGGAUGGAGAAAAAACUAAAAUUGAUUUGGAUGAAGAUAACAUUUCCUCAGAACCUAUAGAACCUCUUAGUGCAGAUGAAGAAAGACGGCACGCUCGCAAUUGGCAAAGAAUGAUUCUUCCAGGAGGCGAACACAGAACUAUAGAUAUGCGAGUUAUAGAGCCUUACAAAAGGGUACUGUCGCAUGGAGGUUACUUAAGAGCAGGAGGUCAUACUGCUAUUGUUUUAUUUGCUGCCUGUCACCUUCCUGAUAAGUCCAGAGUGGAUUAUGAUUAUGUAAUGGAUAAUUUGUUUUUAUACAUUUUAUGGACAUUGGAACGUCUGGUUACUGACGAUUACGUCAUGGUGUACCUUCACGGCGCCGCUACCAAGUUACCGUCAUUUACAUGGUUGAAAAGAUGCUACCAGAUGGUCGGUAGGAAAUUAAGAAAAAAUUUGAGUCACCUUUACAUUGUUCACCCAACGCUUUGGAUUAAGACCAUGCUGUAUAUGUCAAAGCCAUUUAUAAGUUCAAAAUUCUACAGAAAAAUUUCAUUUAUCGGAAAUCUGCGAGAUCUUCUGUCAAGAGUUCCUUUAGAAGCGGCAGCUAUUCCCGAGAAAGUCAAGGCCUAUGAUAGUUUGCACGGUACAGCUUAAUGCACUUUAUUUUCUUGGUUUUUAGCUUUACUACAGCGCUUGCCAGUAUUAGUAUGUAUGCCAAAUGUUGGAAAUGGGGUUGGGUGAAUUUUGGAAAUGAUGUUCUAGAAUUACAUUAGUUUUAAAGUUGUUUGUUUUGUGGCUGAAAGUACCUAACCAUCUGUUUAGUAUUUAAAAAAAGCUAAGUACAUAUCCCAUUUCAAAAUAUCAUUACAACGACAAUAAAUUCCAUUUGUCAUCUUGCCCAUUGGUGUACCUAAAUGUGAUUAAAAUUUUAGAAUCUCUAGAUUGCAAUAUUUCAAUUUUAUAUUCAUUAAAUCCACUUGUUUUUUAGCUUAUUUUGUAUACAGAGUAAAGACCAUGUUAAUAACUUAGUUGCUCAGUAAAAGUUAUUAUUUCUCUGCUCUCUAGUUUUAGCUUAUAGGCUAAAAUAAAAUACAACGAACGUUUCUAGAAAUUAUGGUAAUUGCUAGAAAACUCAUUUAAUUUUUAAAGGAUCUGAACAAUAUCUGAGCGCAUUUUAAAUUUACGUGUUUUUGUAUUAGUACUUUAUUAACUCGUCUGUGGUAUUUUUACAUUCCUUAUUUGAAUUUUAGAUUGUUUAUAUUUUAAAAUAGCGCAAAACGGUUUUACUGUUGUGUAAACUUAAUGUUUUAAGUAUUUAAUUUUUGUCUUAUUUAUUGUGUGGCAAAUAAAAUCAAGAUUAAAUCAGUUAAUGUGAUUUUUAUUGAAACAAAAUUACAAAUAAAAUAUGAUUUACAAUGAAAAUUCGUGGUGCACAAUUUCGUCGGAACCACGUUGAUCCGAACUAGUCUCAAGACCAAAAUUCGUUGUCCAGGAGACCAAAAUAGAAAUUGUAUUAUUUAAAAUAUAGUUGGGAUCAUUCAAGGUAUAUGAGUAAAGGGGCAACAUUUAUUUGACAAUUUGUUAGGUUUAAAUAACAUGAUAAUGUCUUAUGAAAAUAUUAAUAAAUCUGUUAACAUCCUAUUCUCCAAAUUUGAUUGUCAAAUUAAAUGUAUCUGUAACACAAUUUAUCUGUUAAAAAACAAAGGCACAUAAAAAUCACCACAUAAAUGCCGAUAAAUAUUCUUUGGUAAAAACUUACAGGGAGCAGGAGUGCUUUUUUUUAACAAUAAAUGUAAGAUAAUUUAUUCGUUAAAUUCCUUAAUGGUAACAGAAAAGCCUUUAAAUGAGUAAUUUGGAUACACUUAAACAGGCAAGACUGUAAAAACUGAAGUAAAAUUCCUGGAUUUUUUCACAAAAUUAAGAACAUAAUACUAUAAAAAUCAUAAACACUUAAAAAUAAUCGCGUUUUUAUUAAAACAUAAGUAUAAUAAAGUAGAACAUAAGAGGUGGAGAGAUUAAACUUCCAUACCUAACCACCUAUUGGUAAAAGGACAAAAAAAUAUAUUCUAAAUAAACUGAAAAUUGUGGCAGUGAUUAAACCAGUUAUGACGAAUUCGAGCUUUGCUGACUAAUCACUGGGUAUGAGAUUUUCGAAAUUGUAUUAGUUCCUUAUGUAAU